GUACUAUGGUGUAUUGUUACUAUAACGGUAGUAAUUAUAAUUAUUAAUUGUGUUUGAAACAUAAGAAAUUUAGUAAUCGACAAUGUGUCUGAAUAGUGCAUACCUGCGAUGGAUACGGCGGCCACUUGUAAGUAUUACGUAACGAAGUUGCUUGGUAUUAGUCCUCCAAAACCAAAUUGUGUGUACGACGUACGAUCUGGUAAUGUCCGUAAUCGUGGGCAAAAAUCCCUGUUUCGUGUUUUCUACCGAUCGAAUGGAAGACGCCGAAAGCAUCGUCAUAGAGUUAAUGUACCGGAGUCCUAUGUUCCAUCGAUGCAUGCAGACGAAGUUGGUGCAAAAAUAGGCGAUGGCCAUGUGCUGGAAGAGGAUACAGUUGAGGAUAUCGAGAAGAAGUUCCAAGGUUUUCGAAACGUCUUCGAAAAAUGUAAGGUUAAGAAAAAGAAACCUCGACUAUUCAAUGUCAGUUCAGGGCUACGAUUCACAUUGGUUGCAAACACAAUGUUGAUGGACAGUCAAAAAAAAUCAAAUGGAGACUCCACGAAAACCAUUUCUGAAGAAGAUGAUGCCCUCGAGAAAGGCAACGUUGUUGAUGAAGAGGAUUAUGACGAAGAAGAAGAUGAAGAUGAAGAUGACAAAGAAGAUGAUGAUGGUGAUGACGUUGAGUACAUAGCUGAAGAUGAUAUUGUUAAUAAUCCAACGAAUAUGGUCGAAAAUGAUUUAGUUGGCGAGACAUCGGAGACAAAAUGUCCAAAAGACGUUGCGGAUAAAGUAAAUUCCUGGAUCGAUAGCUCCGUUAAGCUGACAGAUGAAUAUUCUGAAGAGGAGAGUUUAUUUAUCGAUGAAGAGGAUGCCAAUCAUCAGUGCGACCAAAAUUGUGAAUAUAGUACUCCCCAUAUAAACAACGACUUAUCUGACGACGGCGGCUCAACGGCAUUCGAACUGGAGGAUCAACUAGUUAGAGUAUUGGAAAAAAAUACCGAGUUAACCAUCCAAAAUACAGAUCUACACAAACAAGUAUUACAGCUCCAACAUGUGAAAAAAGGCUCCGGGCUGAAUUCAGUAUCAGCCCGGGAAAAUGCUGAUCAAGAAAUCGAUGAGAUCCUCAAGCUUAUGCAAGAUGCGACCGAUAAAAAGAGAGCGUUGGAAAAAGAGCAUAAAGAAUGCGUUGUCCAACUUCAAGAUAAACAGCGUGAAUUACAAACUAAACCAUCAAAUAUUAACUAUACAGAGAAAACUAGACUGUGUGAAAACAUUGAAUCCUUACAAUCCAAGAUUCGAGAGCUGGAAAAAAAGAUGGAGUUGGAAAAUGUCAAACAAGAAGAGCUACAGUUAGAAUUAGAGCAUCAUAAGAAGUCUAACUUGAGAACGUCAUAUAAGACGACAGACUUGACUUUAAAUUCACCUGCAGAAUCCACUGCGUCUAGUGGAGACCUAAGAUCAAAUUCUUUAAAUCAUUCUUCUUUGCCUACAUCAUUAGAACACAUGUAUUCUACUGAUCAACAAAGACAACAUAGAAUACAAUCCGCAGGAGAUGUUUUGGAAACAAUUAAUACCAAUAAAACAAAUAUUGCGGGAAGAAUAUCGGCUUUACCUUCGGAAAUAGAUCGUAUAAUGGCGAAAAUUGAUCAAGAUAAUCGAGUUUUAGCUGAGCUCGACAAGACAAGAUCUACGAUAGUUGCCGGGGGUCCUGGGCAAACAGCACCGCUGCAUAAAGUCAAAAUAAAAAGUGAUAAAACGGAUUCAAACACAGCACCGCUUCGGUCGUGCUUGAAAAAACGCAGUUUACCGACAGCUGGUGUACUCACGUCUGUUUCGAGUUCUAUACAAGAACCGAAUUAUGCCUUGAAUUCUACGCCACAACAUAUGAAUUAUCCGUAUACAGAGCUUUAUCGAAUGGCCCCGGGUCAUCUCACACAGACAUAUCAACCCUUAUCCAUCGGCACAUCAGUGUUACCAAACGUAGGACCAUUAACCACUACAACUCCAGCACUAGAAACAGUUUUGUUGGCUAGUGGACAACAGUCUAGACUUCAGCCAAAAGGACGGAUUAUGCCAGCAAUUCCUAGCAUGAUCAAUGCUCAACAAGAUAUCGAUUACCAAAAUAAUAUUAUAAACGACGCAUUAGGAUUGAAUAUGGAUUCAACAAAACGUAUUGGGGAAAGACGAAUGCCUGACAUGUUGGAUAUACCUGGAAAAGGCCAAUGUUAUGUUUAUUGUGCGAGAUAUACAUAUGAUCCAUUUUAUUGUUCACCUAAUGAAAAUUUUGAAGAAGAAUUGCCAAUUACUGCUGGGGAUUAUAUCUUAGUGUGGGGUAAUAAAGAUGAGGAUGGAUUUUUUGAUGGCGAACUUUUAGAUGGUAGACGGGGAUUAGUGCCUUCUAAUUAUGUAGAACAACUAUAUGGUAGAGAUCUUGAAGAUUUUUAUCAAUCUAUGGUAGUAAGACUUAGAGAAUGUGACGAUAGUGCAACAACCACGGUUCCUCAAAAUAUUGAAUAUAUGCUCCCAGACGAACAAAUGAAAAGACUGGCUCAACAUGAGUAUAAUAACAUGUUAGAAGAACUACAGGAAGAUGAUAAUGUCGAUGACGAUGUACCGGCACCAAAGCAGUUGACGUUGGAAAGGCAGUUAAACAAAAGUGUGCUCAUUGGAUGGAAUGCGCCGUCGCCUGAGGAAGGAUGUUUACCAGAAUCGUAUCACGUAUACGUAGAUGGAAACUUGAAGACGACCAUAAAGGCUACAGAGAGAACUAGGGCAUUGGUCGAAGGAGUUGAUUCAAAUAAGCCACAUAGAAUCAGUGUUAGAUCAGUUACGGCUAACAGAAGAACAUCAAGGGAUGCAGCUUGCACUAUGGUUAUUGGUAAGGAAAAAGAGUUACCAUUACGACCAUCGCAUGUUAAGGCUAGCCAAGUUACGUCAACAUCGGCUGUUAUAUCAUGGCUGCCAAGCAACAGCAAUUUUCAGCAUGUAGUAUGCGUUAAUAAUGUUGAACUCAGAACUGUCAAACCUGGUGUUUACAAACAUACAAUAACAGGUCUGGUGCCCAAUACUCUGUACAGGGUAACAGUUAGUGCUAAGACGUUACGUGCACCAACAUUCGAUCAAAAAAGGACUUCUAGCUCUAUGGAGAAAUUUUCAACGCACAUAAAUUUUAAAACGCUGCCUAAAGGCUGCAAAGGACUUCCAGAUCCUCCUUCAGAAGUACAAGUAGAAGCAGGACCACAAGAUGGAACCUUACUGGUAACGUGGCUUCCAGUAACUACCACUCUAAGUGAUCCUUCCAACCGUGGUCAUAUAACAGGUUAUGCCGUGUAUGCAGAUGGCAAAAAAGUGUCAGAUAUUGAUAGCCCUACUGGAGAUCAUGCUUUAAUAGAUAUCACUCAAUUACUUAGCCUCAAUCCGAGGCAAGUUACUGUACGGACAAAAUCUAGAGAUAAUCAAUCUUCAGAUAGUAAUCCAGUUUUAAUACCGGGUGCGAAAAAUAAAUCACCUCAUCACCAUCACCAUCAUCAUCAUAAACCAGAAGAAGAUAAGCGAAUUAAAUAUGGAUCGGCAGUACCUAGUCACAUGAGACCACAACGCAACGCUUAUGGUCAAGUAAUCGUGGACACAGAAACUGAGAAUCUCAGUGAUAAAGAGAUAUUCCCAGGGCAAAUAAGUAUACCAUCGAUAGAAGUGACGAAAGAUUUUGCUGGUGAGGGAAAUUAUAGUGAAGAAGAGUUCAUGGAAAAUGGAAGAGGUGCUAGGCGUGCACCAUCGGCUCAUCCUCAUAGGCCUGCGGCUCCGAAUCCGAGGUCAAAACAACCUCAUCAUGUUCGUCAUCAUUAUGACGAAAGGGAACAAUAUUAUCAAAAUGAAAAACAAGUAGAGCCCAGAAUAAAACAUGUGAGUGGUGGAGAUCAAAGAGCUUACAGGGGCAGAAACUCGGAUCCUAGGCAAACUGCUUAUCAAAAAACACCGAGGGACAAACGUCCAAGAUGGGUGGUUGCUAUUUAUGAUUAUGAUCCUACAACUAUGUCACCUAAUCCAGAUGUUUGUGAUGAAGAAUUACCUUUUAAAGAAGGAGAACAUAUAAAGAUAUAUGGAGAUAAAGAUCCUGAUGGUUUCUAUUGGGGUGAAAGUAGAGGAAGAUUUGGUUAUGUUCCCCAUAAUAUGGUUAUGGAAUUAUCUGAUAUGCAAAAGAAUCAAGAUGUUAGGGUUAGGAAAGAUGACCGAUGGAUCGAUCCAUAUUCAGGACCGGUAAAAAAAAUGGUCGCUUUGUAUGAUUAUGAUCCGACAGAAAAUUCACCGAAUGUUGACGGAGAUCAGGUAGAGCUGCACUUCAAGAUGGGUCAAACCAUAUUCAUAUACGGUGAAAUGGACGACGACGGUUUUUACAAGGGCGAGUGCAACGGGGUCCGUGGCUUGGUGCCGUCCAACUUCCUGAUGGAGGUGGGCACCGAGUACGGACCAGAGGACGGUGUCGGGCCACCACCGUCCAAAGGACAACGGCAGUCGCAGCACCACCACCAGCUGCAGCAACAGCAGCAGCAACAGCAGCAGCAACACCAGCAGCAACAGGACAUGCGAGGACACGGGCCCGGGGCCCGGGGUCCACCACCCCCGCCGCGUGGCAUAGACCAGCCGCCCAAACGCAAAGAUGCCUGCCUUCCGCAAUAUGAUUAUCACCAGAUGUCAGCGGCGGAGGCGAGGGAGAGAGGAGAUCCGUACGAGAGGAGAGAUGGUAGAGACGGCGUGGUCGGCGGUCAGUCGUCGGGCGUAGGCGGUCAGCAGAGCUCGUCGGGCAAACUGUUCAAGGGCCUCGCUCAGGUGGUACCCGACUUUGGGCUCGGCAGCAGGCCGCACGACGGCCAACAGGCCCAGACCGGCCAGCCGGGCGGUGGCACGUCGAGUUUCAUGCAAAAGCUGAACGACCUGACCCACCACAACCCUAUCAUCGGCGCCACGGCCAACCAACAGCAACAGCACCAGCAACACCAGCAGCACCAACAGCAACAGCACCAACAGCAGCAGCAGCAGCAGCAACCCGACCACGGUGUGGACAAUAUACUGUCCAAAGGCAAAGAAUUGAUCUUCAUGAAGUUCGGGCUGGGCAAAUGAUGUUUACCGACGGCUAUUAACGUAGUGUUCACUGCCUGUGUCAUUGUGAUCCGUUUACUGUUAUCGUAUUAUACCUAAUGUCUUUCUCCACGUUUCUCGACGCCCGGUAAGUCUGUAGACAAAUACUUGUACGUAAAACUAACGUGUAUGGAUCGAACGUGUUUUUGCGAUAAGUUUCUUCGAUCUAUGAGGCGGGGGGAAUAAUACGUAAAAGCUCGCGACAAAGCGUUCCUCCCGAACCGAAUAGCUGCAGAAGCAGUUCUCGGUGACGUGAUUUUAUCCGAAACGGUUUUUUUCUAUUUUUUUUUUUCAAUUAAUAUUAAAUUUUGUAAGAAAAUCUAUUUUGAAACCACGUUAAUAGUCAACGGUAAACAUUUUAAUAGAAUACGAUCACGCACUUUACGUGCACUAUCCUCAUUAUACAUAUGCUACCUAUAUUGACUUCCAUAUAAGAUAAUUAAAUAUUAUUACUGUUACUACCUAUUAUUAUAAUUAUUAUUAUUAUUCUCCAAUUCGAUUUACAACACGUACAUUUAGUUUUAAUCUUCUUUUUUUUCAUGUAAAUAUAGCUAUAAUAAUAUUUUUAACCGAUAAUGUAAUCAUUUGAAAGUUUCAAUUUGUAUGGAUAACGUAUGUACACGUCAUUAUAUAAAUAUAUUUAAUAUUCGUACAUAUUAUUAUUAUUAUUAUUAUGUGUUUGAUGGUUACAAAUAUACGAUAGGUUCUUAUAAACUGUACGUGAGAAAAGUCAAAGGCUGUGAUAUUAUUAGUUGAUUACUUACAACCGCUUGUACCGUCCUCCGAAACAAUUUUUAAAAAAAAAAUGUCAACGAUUUUGAAACAUGAAAUCCAUAUAAAGAUACACACACACACACACACAGCGGCGGCGGUGACUUUCCGAAAUUCCGUGCAAAAUCUAUGGAAUUUGCGUGCUCUUUAUCUCUCCAUCUCUCUCACUUUUUUACACACACACACACACACAUACACAUACACUCAUACUUUUUCUAUCUCGUAUAUAAUAUAAUAUAAUGGGGUUUUCUCAAGUGCAUCGCUUUGAUUAUCCCUUAUGAGACUGCAUGGACACGUAUUAUUUCAUACCUAUAAUAUCGGUAUACACAACGUGUAAGUAUGCACACGAGGAGACCUUAACAAGUACACACCACAAUCAUUUUUUCCCUCGAUGUUUCCCAUAGAAAAACGAAAAUCAUUUAUUUAUAUUAUUAUAAUUGAUAGUCUAGUAUAAUGUAAUGUUAUGUGUAUAAUGUUCUUUUAUUUUUAAACCUAAAUUUUAAUUAUUUUUAUUGAAUUUCGAGGAGCGUUACGAAAAACACUCCACGGGCGCUUGGAAUUUUUACUAUAACGUCUAUAUUGUAUAAUUGUCUGUAUUCGGUGCCUCAAAUAAUUAAUAUCUAUAUUAUACAUGUUAUGUACAGUUGAUUUCAUUUCGCAACUGCCAAAUAUUUAUAUACGUACUUAUUAUCUAUUUCGUGCGUCGGUUGCUAUACUUGUUUUCUCGUCAAAACAUAAUGUUAUAAUAAUAUAGUAUAAUUUAUAGGUAUUAUGUUAGUUUUAUAUCGAAGAAGUCGAUCGGUUUCAGUUGUUGACCAAAUCGUACACACAGUUAUAAACUAUUACAUUUUAUCUGGCGUAGAUCAUUGAUUAUGACAUGUACAAACGUUAUAGAUAGCAAUAAUUU
This is a messenger RNA of Sipha flava (yellow sugarcane aphid), 6793 nucleotides long. RefSeq lists its product as uncharacterized. Lineage: Eukaryota; Metazoa; Arthropoda; Insecta; Hemiptera; Aphididae. The transcript has 29 exons. Gene Ontology annotation, biological process: neuromuscular synaptic transmission. The record is from RefSeq and is a predicted model, not a curated record. Gene Ontology annotation, molecular function: protein binding. Bases 109 to 5097 code for a protein of 1662 amino acids.